This is a messenger RNA of Anarrhichthys ocellatus (wolf-eel), 4200 nucleotides long. RefSeq names its product solute carrier family 38 member 7 (gene slc38a7). Bases 234 to 1607 code for a protein of 457 amino acids. Gene Ontology annotation, cellular component: membrane. The record is from RefSeq and is a predicted model, not a curated record. Gene Ontology annotation, molecular function: L-asparagine transmembrane transporter activity; L-glutamine transmembrane transporter activity. Lineage: Eukaryota; Metazoa; Chordata; Actinopteri; Perciformes; Anarhichadidae. The transcript has 12 exons. Gene Ontology annotation, biological process: amino acid transmembrane transport.
GUCACGUGCCCCUCUGCAUCGUACAUACAGUCUCCCAAAUCACAACCGGCUCAUUUAUUACCUGGAGACUGAAACGGAAGAUUGCUGAUUGGUUCCACCAUCAUACUGGUGAUAACUGAAGGUGAUACUGGACGUUUCUGAUCAGAAUUUCAGCCUCUUGGAUCCAGAGAGUUGGAGACAAAUUGUCUGGGUUGCAUAAGACUUUGCAGGGCCGAGCUACAGCCUGUAGACUCAUGGCGAUUAACAUGGAUGCCGAGGACUGGGGCGGCAUUGGGAGUAACGACUCUGGAGAACGAGCGUGGCUCUUGCAGAGCCCCAGCGUGGAUUCUGUCCCGCAUCUUGAGACGGAACGGAGUGGGAGCGGGGGCGUGUCGUCUUGGGCAGCGGUCUUCAUCGUGGUGAAUGCAGCGCUGGGAGCAGGUCUGCUCAAUUUCCCCGCAGCCUUCAAUUUGGCAGGAGGAGUGACUGCAGGAGUCAUGCUUCAGAUGUUUAUGCUGAUCUUCAUAAUCAGUGGACUGGUGAUUCUGGGCUACUGCUGCCAGGUCAGUAAUGAAAGCAGCUAUCAGGAGGUCGUCAGAGCCACUUGUGGGAAAGUAACGGGCAUCGCGUGUGAAGUCGCCAUCGCUGUCUACACCUUCGGGACUUGUAUCGCUUUCUUCAUUGUCAUUGGAGACCAGCUGGAUCGCUUGGUGGCAGCAGCGGUUCAUGACACAGAUGGUACAGGCAGUGGCCACUGGUACACUGACCGCAAGUUCACCAUCUCCGUUACUGCGGUCCUGGUUAUUCUUCCUCUCUCCAUCCCCAAAGAGAUUGGCUUUCAGAAGUAUGCCAGUGCAUUGAGUGUGAUGGGGACCUGGUAUGUGACCAUCGUGGUCAUCAUCAAGUACAUCUGGCCAGAUAAAGAUAUGACUCCGAGCCACGUUCCCGUCAGUUCUGCUUCCUGGACCGCAGUUUUCAAUGCAAUGCCCACCAUUUGCUUUGGUUUCCAGUGUCACGUCAGCUGUGUGCCGGUGUUCAACAGCAUGAGCAGAAAAGAGCUCAAACCUUGGGGAGUUGUAGUCACUCUCAGCAUGAUAAUCUGCCUCUUUGUCUACACAGGAACAGGUGUCUGUGGCUUCCUGACGUUUGGCUCCGACGUCAGUCAGGAUGUGUUGAUGUCGUACCCUUCUGAUGAUAUCCCUGUGGCCAUCGCGAGAGCUUUCAUUGUCAUCUGCGUCAUCACCUCCUACCCCAUUUUACACUUCUGUGGCAGGGCCGUGAUAGAAGGACUGUGGCUGCGUUUCCAAGGCGAGCAGGUGGAGGUGUGUGUGCGUCGUGAGCGGAGGAGGAGGAUCCUGCAGACGCUGGUGUGGUUUGUCGUCACGCUCGUCCUCGCCCUCUUCAUCCCAGAUAUUGGUCGGGUGAUCUCGCUGAUCGGAGGAUUGGCGGCCUGCUUUAUCUUUGUCUUCCCGGGUUUGUGUCUGAUGCAAGCCAAGCUGUCAGAGACUGACAGCCGAACUGCAAGCUGGCACGGAUCGGUGGUCUUUGGUGCUACGAUGGUUACGAUUGGAGCAUUCAUCUUUGGCCUCACCACGACUAACUCCAUCUAUCAAGACGUCGUCAGCUAAAAGGAACGGCUUUUAUCGGAGCCAGCGGUGUUUCAGACAGAGGGGGGGGGAGGGGGCUUAGUCCUGUGCUGCUAUUCUGAACUACUGAUAAAGAAGGAGAAGCAUUUCAUGACACUCAUUUUAAAGAAUCCUCUGCAGCAUGUCACAUUCCUGCUCCGUACUGAGUUAAAGCUCCACAGCUCUUCAUUCAGUCAGGUAGCAGUCAGAGACACAAUGCCAAAUGACUUCAGACACUUUGCCUUUUAUUUUGUGUAGUUUAAUUUGCAUGUUUUAUAUUUUUAUGGUGCUUUUAACAGUGAAACAGUUUGUCUCUGGACCCUGUACGGGCAACAUAUUCCUGUUCUGUUUACAAGAGCUGAAGGACUUUGUAUUCAAAGGUCUUACAAUCAAAUUGAUUUUAAUAAUGAAAUUGUACCAAUUUGUGUAUUUUAACUUGCAUGUAAAUGUUUCUUAUUGAAAAUGACGAGCUGUGGUUCCCAGGUGUAAUCCAGGGCCAGACUUUAUGUUGCCGCUGUUGAUGGUUUGUACGCAUAUUAAUUUAGUCUCUUCUCUAAUGGAAAAUGUAAUUCAGUGAUACGUUUGCACACAUAGGACACAGAAUCAUUGAGUGAUGUGAUAACUGCAGGGUGGGAAGUCUUGAUUUUUGUAUUCUUUGAUAGUCAAUAGUUUAACUAUGAACAUGAAUUCAGGAAGGCAUUUGAGUUAUUUAUUUUUUUAGUUUUGUUGAUUCCUUCUAUGUUCUAUAAGGUAGAAGUAUCAUGAGGAUUUUAUACUUGGCUUUGAGGGGAAAUAUUUGCCGUUUUGUGAAAGUGCAAAGUUACAUACACUUAAGCCCGCCGGCCUUUAAUAAGAUUAGUUAGUGCAUUGUGCAAACCGGUCAACUGCCCGACUGAAAACCACAGCAGUGUGCCUCCCCAAACCAUGAACAGAGUGUCUACAUUCAGGAUAUGAAAACCCCAAUUCCCUGCAGAGUGGGUUGAAAAAUGAUACGGUGUUAAUGAAUGUAAGCAAAAAUGUAUGUAACCUACAUAAUCAGUUUGUGCGUAAUUGACAGAAAACAGUUGGACUCGGUGCUCAGGCUACAGUCACUAGUUGUAUUUACUUGAAUCCAUUCACACCACUGCAGACUGUUUUAAGCUCAAGUUAGAAAUCAUUUAUUUGCUGCUUAUUUUUUUAACUAAGACCAAAAUGUGAGUUUCUUUGUUGCUUUAUGCCCCAAUAUUCAAGACCUUAUCUGUUUAACACUAAUUAAUGAUCCUCAUAACAAUUAUUCAGUCAUUUUCAAUUAGUCUAACAAAGCUCAAAUGUAGCCGACAGAAUUAAAAUCAGGAAAAUGUUAAAAGGUUUAUAGUGAUGUAAUAUUUUUGGGUAUGUUACGUAUGUUAUAGUUCGAGAUUAUCUGCAGCCUUUUGAUUUACGGUUUUAUUUACAAACUUAAAGGGAUUAUUUGAAGCAAUUAUAUUGUAUUAGUCACACUGUUGAACCAAAAACCAUUUACUUGAAAAGGAAAAGAAGCUAGAGAUAAAAAAAAAACACUUUGUGAGGUAUAACAACUUCAGCCUCAGAUUUAUUUCACUUAAAUGUCUUUGUUGGAAUAAGAACCGUUUCUUAUUUUUGGUGCUGCAGACUAUAGUUAAUGUGGUCAUUAGUGAAUGCCAGGUGCAUUUAUGAUUUACUAUGUUUUAAUGGAAAUUUUGAUAUCUCAAUAAAUUAACUACAAUCAAGGCAUGUGAAUAUAAAUAUAUGAUGAGUCAUGUGUCGCUGGCAGUUUAAAACAUUUAAUAAAGACAAAUACAAGUAAAGUUACAGUUUGGAUUGAGACAGUCUUUCAUUUAAGUUCAAUCACAUAUUAUCACUCACACACUUCUGCUUAAAAUGUCAAUGAAAAACACCAGGAUACAGCUUUAGAUACAUCUUUACAUCAGUGCCACAGAAAAUCGCUUCAUUUGAUCAAGUGCAGUGUAAGUAUUUGAACAAAGACAAAUUCUGUUUUAGCGUUUUAUAAAAUAUGAAACAAAGGUCAAGCACCGACUUUAUGCAAGGUUCUCCCUUCAUUAAAUUGUAAAAGACUUGUACCUUGUUUAAUGCACAAGUAGUUAUCAAGUUUCAGGACAAUGCAGUGAAAUAAUCUUAAACAAGACAAGGCCACCAAGGAGUUUAAGGCUAAAUAGAGUCACGUUAACAGCCCAAAUCAGUCAGAACCUCAACCAACUGAGCAGGUGCUGAAACCAGACUUAAGGCACAAAACCCCAAAAUAAAAAGGAAUCAAGUGAUUUUAUUCACAUUUGUGGUCCUCUAAAAAAAAAAAAAAAAAAAAAAAUGGACAGUCUAAAAAGGAUUUAAAUUCCUCAAUGCUGGCACUUGAAUAGUUUAAUUUCAUAUAUAUAAUGUGGUGCAAAGCCAAGAACAAAUAUGUCUCCCUCCAAAUACUCAACAUACUUCACUGCAGGUGUGAACAAUAUAGAUGAAAACAAGUGCCCCAAUAGUCCCUUUCCCUUCAAAAUCCUCUUCCCUGAGAACACUCCAACAAGUGAUAAGUGCCGGUAUAUUACAUUCAGCAGCCCCCAUCAUGGCUCAGUAGGAGCCAUUAGUG